ACAGCACUAGAUAUUGCAUUAAAACUUACUGUAAAAAUAGUUUAAAUACAUAUAUUUAUAUUUAUUUUUUUCUUGGUAAUGAAAUAAUGUUGCUUUUUAUGUACAAAAAGUAAACGUACACGUUGAGUCCAAUUGCUGAAUAACAGAUGAUAAAGAAGUGGGUGGACAAAGAUUAUUGUGAUAGUAAUAAUUCCAUAUACAUAAGUACAUAAAAUAUUUGCCCUUAUUAUCUGGAAGUUGUAUAAGAUGAACGAACUCAAAGCUCCUUCGCUGCAAUCGUUGUUGGGCUCUGACCGUGGUUCCACUGACAGUUUAUUAGCCGAAUCAUUAUUGGAUUUAGAAGAGUUGGAUGAUAUUGAAUAUUCAAUUCCACCUACCGGUGUUUUACCUUCUUUAGAAAGGGUUUUAAGCGAAUUUGAUGCUGAUUCUGAUGUAGCUUCUGAAUUGGGCGUACCAGUGCCAACACCGACACCAUCUCUAACCGAAGAGAGUAGCGUUCGCGUGAGUGGCACUGGUGGCAGUGGCAGUAUUAUGCGAUAUGCUUUAUUGCAGGGAAUAUCAGCGCAACUUUCCUCAGCGGCUGAUCGUAUUAAUGCCGGAUUGGCUACUGCCUGUACCGUCUGUAACCAUUACUACGUCAUAGGUACCUCACAUGGUCAUAUUUUAAAUUUUGAUGUUACGCAAACAUUACGAUGGGCUCAUCAGGAUAAAAAUGGGCAGGGUGCCGUUUCCGCUAUGGCUUUUAAUCCCGAAGGUGCCAGAUUAUUGGCUGGAUUUGCUCGUGGUUUAGUACUGAUGUUCGACACCCAAACGGGAGAUGUAAUGCGCCAAUUGAAUGAUGUUGUUACACCUAAUACGGGUGUAUUGCAUAUAAAAUGGACUUCAAGGUCGGCAAUGGCUUUAGCAGCUGACUCAGGUGGCUCAGUGUGGUCAUUAAGCUUUACACGCAAACUAGGCGUUCGAGGUUGUUCAACACGCUGCCUAUUUAGUGGGGCUCGGGGCGAAGUGUGUGCCGUAGAGCCUCUACUUACCAUAUGUAAUGCACACCAUGACUUAGAUCAAUAUUGUAUAGUUGCCCUAGCCACCUUAUCAAAAUAUUUCAUUGUAACCAUUAGGCCUCGUUUGAAAGUUAUUAAAUAUCAUUUAUUGCAAGGGCCCCCUGACUGUUUGCCUGUCUUGGCCUGGCAAAUGGUGCUAAUACAAGCAGCUGACAGCUCAAGAUCGGUGGAUCCUGUUCUGGUAGUCGGCCGUGGCAAUCAAUUAUUUUUUCAUCAAUUGUUCAUGUCACAGGGGCGUGUAACAUUGCUCUUAUUGCGUCAUAUUACCAUGCCUACCAAUUUGUUGUCUGUGCAUUGGUUGGGUCCAAAAUGUGUCGGUUGUUUGGAUACCUCAGAGAUAUUGCAUUUGAUGGAUGUACGCUCUAGUAAAGAAUUGGAAUGCAUUGAUUUGGCAAAUGCUGGAAUGGUAUACGGUUCGGCGCACUUUAAAGGCUUGGCUACCGGGGGAAAUGUUUCGCCUGCUUUAGCUUUAGCUGGAACGAAUGCUUGUUACAAUUCUCUAAGUGCUAGAGGUGUGCAUUUAUAUAUAUUGGGAGCACGUAUCAUGCAUACAAUUAGUGUUAGAACUUGGAUGGAAAGGAUUUCGUAUUUGGUAAAAAAUCAACGUUGGCAAGAAGCUUGCGAUUUAGCUUUGGAAGGCUAUCGUGUGGCUGCGGAACGUCCCAAACGUAAACAGCAAGCUAAGGAGCGUAUAAUUAUGUUAUUUAAAGAAUAUCUGGCAGCGUCUGCUCGUGCACCCGACUACUGUUUAGGUAAUAUCAUUAAAUGUUUAAUUACGGUCGGCGAGUUAGAUCUACUAUGGUCUCAAUUAUGGGAGCGUUUACAAAAUCGUGGACUAUUUUUACAACACAUUACCGAACAUAUAGAAAAUGAAGAUAUUCAACGCGUCAAUCCAAUAAUAUCACAAGCGUUGGUUGAGUAUUGGCUGAAGAUAUCACCAUUAAAACUGGAGGAGAUUAUCUUGAAAUUAGAUUGGACGUGCUUGGAUUUAAAUCAAGUGUUAAAGGCUGCUAAAAAGCACAAACUGUACAGAGCUCAGAUUUAUCUAAACGCCCAUGCCUUACAUGAUUACACUAUAUCUUUGACUGAAUUGAUACCAUUGCUGGAAAACGAACAUCCGGAUUUGGGUAAUUGCAUCCUCGUUUAUAUUUCUAGUUGUUUAGCGGGCAGAGGUUAUCCCACCGGCGAUAUACAAGAGGAAUUAGUGCAAACUGUUAAGCAUGAAGUAUUGCGUUGUUUAACAUCGCUGCAUUCCAAUACAAGUGAACCCAACGAGUUGCCUUAUCCCUACCUGAGAGCUUUAUUGAAAUUCGAUACCCGCGAAACUUUAAAUGUUAUUUCGUUGGCCUUUCAGGAGAAAGAGUUUAAAGGCGAGCUAGGCUAUUCGCACCGCAAACGGAUCAUUAAUAUCUUAUUGGAGAUCAUGACACCCGAAAACACUACAUGGGCUGAAAUUGGAUGUUUGCUCAAUUUUAUCGCUCAGCAAAUUUCACAGAAUUUCUUAUCCUGCGAUACCCAGUUAUUGGAGAAGGUUCUCAAUUACUUAUCGAUGGAGAAAGUGGAAAACGAAAGCGUUCGUUUGCACUCUGAAAGAGAAAAUGCUUGGUACGAAUUGUUGGUUAAUAAUUGUUUACGAAAUAUAAGCCAUGACGAAGAGCAGUUAGAUAUGGCGAGAAAGGCUCACUGCUAUUAUGUAGAGGAGUAUCUUCUAGAAAAGCUGCAACGUUACGAUACAAUUAUGGAGUGUUAUCUCAAUAAUCCAUUACGACGCGAUAUUAUGUUCGUUUAUAUGGAACGACAUGCCUAUAAUCCAGAACGUAAAAUCCUAGAACAGCUUGAACUUCAUAUCAAAAGGAUAUUAAAAAUUGAUGCCAAAGAAUGCGCGCGUAUAAUAGACGUACACUUUAAGGACCACAUUAAUCAUUUUCUGCAAUUGAUAAACGAUGAUGAAGAGAUUUUGUUUGCGUUUCUGAAAAAUUUACACGAACGUUGCGUACGUUUAAGCGACGAGCAAAGCGAACAAUUGUUAAAGUUAUUGUGCAAAUAUCAGCCUAACAAAGUGGAAGAAUAUCUUAAGACCACCGAGACAUAUCGUGUGGAGAAUGCGCUCACCUUAGUGAAAGAGUUUAAAUUGUUUAAUGCCGCUAUUUAUUUGGCUGAAAAGCAAGGCAACUUUAGUUUGGCUUUCGAGUUUGCUAUGCAAGUAAUGAAAGAGGCAUCAGAUGGGGAUGAAGUGGCUGAGUGUGCACGCGCUGUAACGGCCUUAUGCGCCCGCUCUUCAUUAGCGAAUCAUAGCAAGAUGAGCGCUCAAGAACGCGAGCUAUUAUGGUUUGAAUUACUGAAAUUUGCUUUGCCACGCGAAGAUCUAAAAUCGCUAACCAAAACGAUGUUACAGGAGGCAUCACGUUACGUUGAUUUACCUCAACUAGUGCAAAUGGUGAUGAAUACGCGCAAUGUAUCGGGAAACUUUGGUGAUAUUAAAGAAUUGUUACUAAGCAUGCUGACCCAAUCUCGUUUAGAAACUGUGACAAUGGAAAAUGCCGCGCUUAUAUUGGAAAAGGAACUAUGUGAGCAAUUCCAUCAACGCCAUCGCCUAAGUUGUCGUGGUUUAUGGGUAACUAUGUUAAAGUGUGUGAUAUGCCAUCAACGCUUGUAUAAUCAGGCACCAGUGGUGAUAUUAGGCAGUUGUGGCCAUGCGAUGCACGAGCAAUGCUCCGCCCAUUACCAGCAACAAUGUCUAUCAAAUGAUGAACUGAAAAAUGCUAACGAUAAUAAAGAUGAUGAUGAUGAUAAUGAUGAUGAUAGUUCAUUUGACGAAGACGACGAAGAUAACUACAAAUGCUUGUACUGUUCUACGGAAAUUGAUAAAAUUCAGUUACAACAACCGUUUCGAUUAGGUAAAGUCAAGCACUGCGAUUCAGAACAAAGCCAUAACCUUAACUUUGAACCUUUCAACCCAAAUAUUAGAGAAUUAGGGACUUUAUCAUUAAAGUCGCCACCUCGUAAAUUCUAGAUAAGCCAGAAACGUUAUCCUAAUAAUACUUUAAAUUAAGAAACACUUGUUAUUUUUAGGCUAAUCAUGCUUUUCUUUUUGAUUUUUCUCUUCGUUUUUUU
Messenger RNA from Glossina fuscipes, 4172 nucleotides. RefSeq names its product vacuolar protein sorting-associated protein 8 homolog (gene Vps8). The transcript is spliced from 4 exons. The coding region runs from base 247 to 4071 and encodes 1274 amino acids. The record is from RefSeq and is a predicted model, not a curated record. Lineage: Eukaryota; Metazoa; Arthropoda; Insecta; Diptera; Glossinidae. Gene Ontology annotation, molecular function: protein binding. Gene Ontology annotation, cellular component: HOPS complex; late endosome. Gene Ontology annotation, biological process: protein targeting to vacuole; endosomal vesicle fusion.